Messenger RNA from Tauraco erythrolophus (red-crested turaco), 462 nucleotides. The record is from RefSeq and is a predicted model, not a curated record. NCBI's taxonomy places the organism in Eukaryota, Metazoa, Chordata, Aves, Musophagiformes, Musophagidae.
GCUCUCCUGGCCCACAUGAAGGUGGAGUGCAAGUGCCACGGCGUGUCGGGCUCCUGCGAGGUGCGCACGUGCUGGAAAGUCAUGCCUCCCUUCCGCCAGGUGGGCAACGUCCUCAAGGAAAAGUUUGAGGGGGCGACGGAGGUUCACCCCAAGCGAGUCGGUUCCCGCAAGCUCCUGGUGCCCAAGAACUCUCGCUUCAAGCCCUACACGGCUCACGACCUGGUCUACCUACUGGCCAGCCCGGAUUUUUGCGACCGGGACCCCCAACGCGGGGUCUUCGGCACCUCCGGCCGCCAGUGCAACCGGACGUCGGAGGCGGGCUGCGAGCUCCUGUGCUGCGGCAGGGGCUUCCGCACGGCCCAGGCGGAGGUGGUGGAGCGGUGCGGCUGCAAGUUCCACUGGUGCUGCUCCGUCAAGUGCAAGCAGUGCCAGCGCCUGGUGGAGAUGCACAGCUGCCGCUGA